GUGGUAAGUAUUACAGUUAACUUAUGGUGCGAAGUAGCAAAGAAUUCCUCCUUAAACCCUCUUGUCUCAAAUUCGAAAACCUCCACUUGCAUCUUCACUCCACUUUGAUCAAACAUGGCUUUAGGGCGAUAUCACACCCUCAGAAACCUCUAUCGAACACUUGAAAUUCAAGAAUUUUCUACCUUGCUAGCCAGUUCAAGAAGCAAUUCAAAAUCUAUUGAAAAUGUUCCAGAUAUCACUCUGAGGAGCAUAUCAUCCUGCAUGUAUAAGGACCAUGGAGGUAUCCCGUGGAUAUCUGGAGAUAAAACAAUGCUCCGUUCAACUAUGACGCAGGAGCCAAUAAGCUAUGGUUACAUGCGAUCAGUUACAACGCAAGCUAAAGCUCCAGGCCAAGCACGAAAAAUGGGAGCAGUCAAAGUGUCCAUGCUGAGUCCUGGAAUCAUAUACGAGCCUUAUGUCCCACGUGAAAAAAUCCCAUUCUGGAAGCGGUAUUUCACUAGAAAUGGUUGGAAAAGGACAAAGGAGGAUCUUACUUCAGAGCUCAAAAGUGCAUAUGCCAUUGCUAAAUUACGAAAAGCUGGAUAUUCAAAACAAAAGUUCUAUACUGAAGCUGUUAGCAUAUACAAAGAGAUAAAUACCCAAAUGGCGAAUGGAGGAAAGGCAACUUUGAGGAAAUCAGUUACGGAGCAUAUGUACUCUGCUCUCAAGAAUGAGAUCAAGCAACGGGAAUCCGUGUGGCCUACUGUCUACUGGGAGCUAAUUGAACCAAUUGUUAAAGUCCGAACUCUGCGAGCUCGAUUGAUUGGUGUUGAUCGAAAUGAUCUGAGUAAGGUGUUCAUACAGCUUACACUUGAGUUUCUGUCUAAGCAGAAGUUUGAGGCAUAUGAUGGGAAAGGAGCUGUUGUCUCUGGAGAUAAAAAUAAGGAGGUCUUGGUACGUGAUAUAUGGGUUUUUGAGAAGUCUCUCUUCCACCCUGGAGCAUACUGGCGUCUAUGUGGACGAAUCAAAGUUUAGAUAGACUGCUGUGAAGAGGGAAUGAUCAUUCUUCAAUUUUGUAAUAUGCUAGAAUUUGUAACGUAUCCAACCCUUAGACACUACAUGUCUUUGUUUCUCUCAAGCUAAUUAUUUGAGCCUUCCUCUUAGGUUGAAUAGUACUUUCGUGUGCCUUAUUCUGUAGUGCAUUCAGAAAAUUUCCUUUACACUUGUGUAGCCGCCAUUUUUAUAUGACUCAAUAAGCAGGUACAGUCCUGAAUAAUUGUUCUUAAAAGAAAACCUAUAAAGAUGUAUUUUCAGUUUUUUGGAAUUGUUUUAAAGAGUUGUCAGUGUGAUUUAA
This is a messenger RNA of Lycium ferocissimum, 1333 nucleotides long. RefSeq lists its product as uncharacterized. The coding region runs from base 115 to 1014 and encodes 299 amino acids. The transcript is spliced from 12 exons. The record is from RefSeq and is a predicted model, not a curated record. NCBI's taxonomy places the organism in Eukaryota, Viridiplantae, Streptophyta, Magnoliopsida, Solanales, Solanaceae. Gene Ontology annotation, cellular component: mitochondrion.